AUGAAGCUUUUAUCUUGGAACGUUAGGGAGUUAGGUAGAACUGGUAAAUGUAGGAAAAUCAAGCAGGUGCUUAAGGAGAGGAAGAUAGAUAUGGCUCUCUUGCAAGAGACCAAAAAAGAGGUGAUUAAUUCAGAGCUGGUGCAAUCUGUUUGGGCUGGGAAAAAAAUGGAGUUUGUGUCAGUUGAUUCAAUAGGGUCUGCUGGUGGGCUUCUUUGUAUCUGGAAUCCUGAAGUUUUUCAGCUUAAGAAUUGCUGUUGCAAUCGCAAUUUUAUUAUCCUGGCAGGUUCGAUCUUUUUUUCUUUUAAUUGUGUAAUUGUUAAUGUUUAUGGGCCAAAUGAUCCGGUAGGAAGGAAAAGGGUGUGGGAUAUUCUUGUGAAUCUUAAAUCACAAUUCUUGGAUCCAUGGUGCUUGGGGGGUGAUUUUAAUGAGAUUAAAAGCAUUUCUGAAAGAAAAGGGUGUUCUAGGAGGGAUAAGGGGAUGAGGGAGUUCAAUGAAAUGAUAGAACAAUUAGAGGUAUUUGAUCCACCUAUGUGUGGAAGGAAGUUUACUUGGUGUCAUUCACAAGAGGGUGAUAGAUGGAGUAGGCUUGACAGAUUCUUAUUAAAUCCAGAAUGGGUGCAGACAUUCAAUUUCAAGCUUUGGGGUUUACCUAGACUGGUCUCUGACCAUUGCCCUAUUGUUUUGAUGGAGGAUGAGAGGGAUUGGGGGCCUAGACCAUUCAAGUUUAUAAGUGCUUGGUUUAUGCAUCCAAAAUUCUUGUCAUUUGUGGAACAAACAUGGGCUGCUCUAAAUGUGAUGGGUUGGGCUAGAUUCAGAUGUUUAGUCAAAUUCAAAGGGUUAAAAUCAACUUUGAAGAGGUGGAAUAAUGAGGUGUUUGGAAAUGUGAAGAGCAAGCUUAAAGCUACAGAGAACGAAGUUCAUGCACUUGAUAUAGUGGCUGAAGUAAGGGCUUUGUCUGCAGAUGAAGUAGCUAGGAAAAGAGAACUGAAAGGUGAUGCUUGGAAAUUAAGUACAAUGCUGGAGAGAAUGUGGUUCCAAAAAUCUAGACUUAAAUGGGCAUUAUUGGGUGAUAGAAAUACCUCAUUUUUCCAUGCUAUGGCCAGAUGUAGAAGUAAUAGAAUUGCCUUAUGCUCUAUUUUGGUGGGUGGAAAUACUGUAGAAGAGCCAAUAGUUAUUAAGGAUGAGGUCUUGAAACACUUUACCAACAUGUUUGAGGAGCCUUUGAGGGUUUGGCCCACCUGA
This is a messenger RNA of Camellia sinensis, 1242 nucleotides long. RefSeq lists its product as uncharacterized. The record is from RefSeq and is a predicted model, not a curated record. Gene Ontology annotation, molecular function: catalytic activity. NCBI's taxonomy places the organism in Eukaryota, Viridiplantae, Streptophyta, Magnoliopsida, Ericales, Theaceae.